AUGAGUACAAAAGAAGAACAACAAUCGAAAAGUACAUUUAAAAAGACAGUUAUAUCAUUAAAUAAUAACGGGAACGAUGGGAAACAACAAGAACAAUAUGAUGAUAGUUCAUUAGCAGCAUCAUCAACAACUAAAGAUUUGAAUCUUGAAAGUACAAGAUUAAUUUGGUAUGAUUCAAAUAUUGAUAAAACAAAUGAUACACAAAAAACAAUGAAAGAAUUCUAUGAAAUUAAUAAUUUUGUUGUAUUUUAUUCGGAUUUUGAAUCUUGUAUAAAUUAUAUUGAAUCAAUUAAAAAUGAAAAAAUUCUUCUUGUUACAUGUGGACGAGAUGCUUCAGUUAUUUUAACAAGAGUUCAUCAAUUAAAACAAGUUGAUUCGAUAUUUAUUUUUUGUUUUAAACCUGAAAAAUAUCAAUAUCUAUUAGAAAUGUAUACAAAAUUAAUUGGAAUUUAUACAAAACGUCAAGAAUUAAUUAAUUCUCUUAAAGAAAAUCUUAUUCUUAUUGAAAAACAUUUUGAAACAUUUAAUUUCUUUAAUCAACACAAAGAAAAAUCAACAAGAGAUUUAACAAAAGAAUCUGCUGAAUUUUUAUGGUUUCAAAUGUUUAAAGAUGUUAUAUUAAGGUUACCAAAAAAUAAUCAUGCUAAACAACAAAUGAUUGAAUUUUGUAAAAAUUAUUAUCGUGGUAAUGAAAAAGAAUUAAAAUAUAUUCGAGAUUUUGAACAAGAUUAUCAAUCACAUAUGGCUAUUAAAUGGUAUACAAAACAAACAUUUCUUUAUAAAAUAGUUAAUAAAGCUUUAAGAACUGAAGAUAUUGAAUUAUUACGUAUAUUUAGAUUUUUUAUUGCUGAUUUAUCAUAUAAUCUUGCAAAUGAAUAUGAAAAAUUAAAAAGACAAGGUGAAAAAUUUUUAAUUGUUUAUCGUGGAUUUAAAAUGGAUGAAAAAGAACUUGAAAUUUUAAAAAAAAAUCAAGGUUGUUUAAUAUCAACAAAUGGUUUCUUAUCAACAAGUCGUUCAAAAAAUGUUGCAAUUCAAUUUGCUAAAAAAUCACCUAUACAUUUUAAUGUUAUUCCAGUUUUAUAUGAAAUUGAAUGUAAUAUUAAAGAAUUAAAUUCAAUUAUUUUUGCUGAUAUUACUCAAUUAAGUGUUUAUGCAAAUGAAUCUGAAGUUUUAUUUGAUCUUGGAUCAACAUUUGAAAUUAUUUCUGUUAAAGAAGAUUUUCAUUUAAAUCUAUGGAUUAUUAAAUUACGAGCUACUGAUAAUGGAAUUAAAAUUGCUAAAGAAUAUAUUGAAUUAAAUAGAAAAGAAGAAGAAGAAACAAAUAUUGAACUUAUAUUUGGUAAAUUAUUAGCUGAUAUGGGACAAUAUGAUCAAGCAUUAAAAUAUUUUCAAAAUUUAUUAGUAGAUAAUCAUACAAAUAAGAAUGAUAUUGCAAAAGUAAAUAAUCUUAUUGGAACGAUCUAUUAUGAUAAAGAUGAUUUUGAACAAGCUCUUCAAUACUAUGAUUUAGCUUAUAAUUUAAUGAUCAAUGAUAAACCAACAAGAAUAAAAGAUUCAGUAAAACCAUUAAUAAAUAUAGCUGUUCUUUUUCAUCGAAAAGGUGAUUAUAAUGUUGCAUAUGAAGUAUAUAAAAACUCAUUAAAUAUAUUUAAUAAUUAUUAUGGAAUAGGACAUAUUAAAUCAACUAGAGUAUUUAUCAAUAUUGGUAAUAUAUUUACAGAAAUUCGUAAAUAUGCUCAUGCAUUAGAAUAUUAUCAACAAGUUUUAAAAAUUCAACAAAAAUUUUUACCAUCCUAUCAUAUUGAUACUGCUAUGACAUUGAACAAUAUUGCAGUUGUUUAUCAUAAAUUGAAUGAUAUUGAUCAUGCAUUAGAAUAUUAUCAACAAUCAUUGAAUAUGAAAGAAAAAGUACUUCCAUUCGAUCAUAAAGAUAUCCGAGUGACCAGAAAUAAUAUUGCAAAAAUAAAUAAAAAAAAAUCUCAUCUUCAAUUUAUAAGUACUGCCCAAUCUGCGCAAAAACAAUUCCAUAUUCAACCUAAAUCUAAAAGCACACCAAUGAACAGUAUUAUUGAUUAUGAUAAGUCUCUUGAUUCAGACAACUUGGUUGGGGGACCUCAACUUCAUCUCCCGGUUAUCCGUUAUCAACAAGAUCCCCUCUUAAAUCCUCAGCUUCACCAUCCAUGCAUAGUAAUAUCCGAGAAACCUGGAAUAAACAAUAUACAUGAUCCAUUCGACUACAAAACGGAAGAAAAAAGUAUGAGUGAUGAAGAUACUCCUGAACUUGACCAUACAACAUCAUUCAAGUCACAGUAUUAA
This is a messenger RNA of Rotaria sp. Silwood2, 2316 nucleotides long. The record is from the annotation of a GenBank genome assembly. NCBI's taxonomy places the organism in Eukaryota, Metazoa, Rotifera, Eurotatoria, Philodinida, Philodinidae.